AUGCCGACCCCGCUUCACGCGAUAUUGCAGGCUCAAAUCAAAAGAGGCAGCAAGCAAGUCCUGUCGAUACCGGAUGAGGACAGCCAGCCUACUGACUGGCAGCCGAGUUUUGAUGCGUCUUUUGCGCAAGCUGGCCUGAACGCGAACAGCCCGCAUCAUGGCAAGAUCAUGGCAAGCAAGUCACACGCAAAUGUCGGCCGUGACAAGUCAAGUCAUGGUCUUUGCAACUUGGUCCGACGGAUGGCUCCAUGCUCCGGGCUCCAUGACAUGUUGACCCCCACGGUUUCAUUUUUGCCUGAUGUAUUGAAAGCCAGGGCCCAGUGGCAACCCAUCUGCCCUGCCCUGUCUGGGUGGUAG
Ustilaginoidea virens is the source of this 357-nucleotide messenger RNA. RefSeq lists its product as uncharacterized. The record is from RefSeq and is a predicted model, not a curated record. The coding region runs from base 1 to 357 and encodes 118 amino acids. NCBI's taxonomy places the organism in Eukaryota, Fungi, Ascomycota, Sordariomycetes, Hypocreales, Clavicipitaceae. The transcript is spliced from 4 exons.